Thermothelomyces thermophilus ATCC 42464 is the source of this 2369-nucleotide messenger RNA. RefSeq lists its product as uncharacterized. The transcript has 6 exons. The record is from RefSeq and is a predicted model, not a curated record. Gene Ontology annotation, cellular component: cytoplasm; nucleus. The coding region runs from base 834 to 1763 and encodes 309 amino acids. Gene Ontology annotation, molecular function: protein serine/threonine phosphatase activity. Lineage: Eukaryota; Fungi; Ascomycota; Sordariomycetes; Sordariales; Chaetomiaceae.
CAGCAACGCGAGAGCAAUUUUUCUUGACGCUGCGUCCCGACCAGACCCCGGAAUCCUCCAUCGGCGAGACACGCAAAGCACAAAAAAGGCGAUUUAAAAGUCCUCCGAUAGGCACCGUGCAGUCGAUCUUUCACCCUGCUGAAAUUGAGACCACACCUGCGAAUUCCUGACCCACGGCGCGAUUUGCAACCCACCAUUCCCACCUUGUUGUGUCUUUCCUGGUCCCGACCGUGGCAGCCUCCCUCCCAACCACAAAAUCUCCAUCGACGACUGGCCCUCUUGCCAUCACAGCGACGACGCGCGACCAAAGUGCCUCCAGAGAGACGAUAUUUGAAUUGCUGACACCCAGCACCCCGUGCGACCGACGAGAUCUGUGCUCCUUCCUAUCGACGCAGCACCGCCCGCCGACGAAUCUCGCUGCACAUCGCCAAGUAGCAAUUUCUAAACACCCCCCCGUUGACGAGAACACAAAUCGCCAUCCCACCACCAUCGAAAACAGACCCGACAGGGAUAAGGGCGUCGUCGUUUUCUUCUCGCGAAUAGCUUCAAGAGACGAAGAAGGGAGCAUUUUCCCUUCUGCUUUUUUUCCCUCCCAAACAACAGCCCACUCGUUGCUGCGAUCACUUUGUGAGCAACCUACAAAGUGCCAGAAGUGUAUCACCCCGAUCGCCCUUGCGUCCGUCUCCUUUCCUUUUCCUCUCUCUUUCUUUUUUUCUCUCUUUUUUUCCUCGCACAAUUUCCUUCGGUCGGCUGCUGGGGCUCCGCCAGUCACCAUCAACCACCCUUUACCCGCGCGCCACCUUUUUGGCUUGGAGGCCUGAGGGUAUUCUGCAAUGGCGGACCAGCACGACGUCGACCUCGACUCGAUAAUCGACCGCCUCCUGGAGGUGCGGGGCAGCCGCCCGGGCAAGCAAGUCCAGCUGCUCGAGGCAGAGAUCCGUUAUCUCUGCACCAAGGCCCGCGAGAUUUUCAUUUCCCAGCCCAUUCUGCUCGAGCUCGAAGCUCCUAUCAAGAUCUGCGGUGACAUCCAUGGGCAAUACUACGACUUGCUCCGUCUCUUCGAGUAUGGCGGUUUCCCUCCCGAAGCCAACUAUCUCUUCCUGGGUGACUACGUGGAUCGCGGCAAGCAGUCUCUGGAGACCAUCUGCUUGCUUCUGGCCUACAAGAUCAAGUACCCAGAGAACUUUUUCAUCCUGCGCGGCAACCACGAGUGCGCGUCCAUCAACCGCAUCUACGGCUUCUACGACGAGUGCAAGCGUCGGUACAACAUCAAGCUGUGGAAGACCUUCACGGACUGCUUCAACUGCCUGCCCAUUGCUGCCAUCAUUGACGAGAAGAUCUUCACCAUGCACGGUGGCCUGAGCCCCGACCUCAACUCGAUGGAACAGAUUCGCCGCGUCAUGAGGCCGACUGAUAUCCCCGACUGCGGCUUGCUCUGCGACCUUCUAUGGUCCGACCCAGACAAGGAUAUCACCGGCUGGUCCGAAAACGAUCGCGGUGUCUCGUUCACGUUCGGUCCAGAUGUCGUCUCCCGCUUCCUUCAAAAACACGACAUGGACCUCAUCUGCCGCGCCCAUCAGGUCGUCGAGGAUGGUUACGAGUUCUUCUCCAAGCGCCAGCUUGUUACCCUGUUCAGCGCCCCCAACUAUUGCGGCGAGUUUGACAACGCCGGUGCGAUGAUGAGCGUGGAUGAAAGCUUGCUCUGCUCUUUCCAGAUCCUCAAGCCCGCAGAGAAGAAACAAAAGUUCGGGCGCGGUCGAUAAACUAGCCAGCCGACGGAACUUCGCCCUUUGCGAACGGAACCGCCUUCAUCUCGUCAAUUCUUCUAAUGCCGCCGCUUUUUCUAAUCGUCAAGGGCCUGCAACCUUGUUAUCCUUUUUUUCGGCCGCUCUCCGUCUCGUGUCGAGCCUCGGCCGCAUCGUAGCCGUCGUCCAAGCAAAGCCAUGUCUGUCUGGUACUGUUAACGAACGGAGAAAUCGUCGGGCCAAGGAAGUGUUUUUGGAAGGGAACGAAUAACGACUCUCGUCUUGUGACUCCUAACGAAGGGGAACGUUUGGGCAUGUAUAGAUACGUGGUGGGGUCGCGCGGAUUUCGGGGUGUGGGAAGUGGUCGGUUUUGGGGAUACGCAGAGCCACAUGCAGAGGGUGGGGUCAGUUGUUUUUGUCCUCUUGACGGCACUGCUGCCUGCUGCCAAUCUAUCAUAACUCUAUCCUGGGGUCCUUGUUCGCUUCUCUUUGGGACGCUUUUGUCCGCUCGGCUUCCGACUUUUGUCUCGGCACGGCUCGGUCUGGCCAAGGUUCGGCCAUGCUCGCGAGAUGCCUGUGGCGCAUUGUUGGGACGACGUGUACAAUCCAUCAGCAAUCUUCUCG